AUGGAUGAAUUGGCUAGCAAGGUUCCUGUUGGAGAGUGGAUCAACAUUGACAACUUCAGUUUGACUGGUGUUGGACGUACCUAUCGCACAACAAACAAUCCUUUGAAAAUGAAUUUUAUUCACAAGACAGACAUCUCCGAGUCAACUCUACGGAUUGAGAAUAAUUUUCUUGAUUUGGUUGAUUUCGAAACCAUACUUAGUGGCAAACCUGAUGAGAACAUCCUUAUCGAUGUAAUUGGACAGGUUUUAGACUUGGGUGAUCUUGACACAGUAAAUUGUGCUGGAGGAAAACAACGGAGAAAGUUGGAGUUCACACUCAGAGACAUUAAUGGCCUAAGUUUGCCUUGCUGCCUUUGGGGAACAUAUGCUGAGAAUGUCCACACAGCUUGCCAAAAAUCUGAAGAUGGUUUACUUGUAUGCCUUCUAAGAUACGCAAAGAUUGGUCAUUUUAGAGGGGAAGUCCAAAUCUCCAAUGCUUAUGAUUCAAGUCAAAUCUUCAUCAAUCCUGACAUUGAGGAAGCAGAAGCGUUUAGACAAAUCGAAUCUGGUGAAAGUCAAGCCAUAACCCUCUCCGAGACGGGACAUAACAAGCUUGAUAAAAAGUUUGUCAGUCAUAAGUGGCUGCAAUACGAACAGAAGAAUCUUGGAGAGUUGUUUGAAUCUACUGAGAUUGAACCAUGCAGAGUUGUGGCAACUAUAUGUGAUAUUGAUACCGAUUGGGGUUGGUAUUAUUUUGGUUGCCAAGAUUGCAACAAGAAAGUUUUUCCAGAGUCAAAAACUGUUAGGAGAGUGAAUGGAAAAGAUGUUCUCACUUAUUCUUGGUGGUGUGAAAAAUGCAACCAAUUAGUGUAUUCUGUGUCACCAAAAUUUAAAAUUCAUUUGCUGGUUAAAGAUGAUACUGGUGAAUCAUCUUUUAUGUUGUUGGAUUCAAUUGCUACGGGGAUUGUUCCUCAAUCUGCGGAAUACCUACUGGACGGUUCAUUAGAUGAACCUGAAGAAAAUGCAGAAUUUCCCGACGCAAUAACAUCUUUGAUCAGGCAAACAUUUAUGUUUGGAGUUUACAUUGAAAAAGACAAUGCUACUGGUGGAGGUGUUUGUUACAAAGUUGGCAAGGUUUGGAAAGAUCUAAGCAUGCUAAAGGUUUUGACCCGUGAAGAAUCCGUUUCUGCUCAUACCCAAGGAACUAUCAACAGUUCUGGUUCUGAGGCACCACUUUUGCUACACGACAGUGAAUGUAAUGAGUCUGCAUCUACUCCUUCUUCAAAACGCAAGAGUGAAGAAAACAUAGAAGUGCCUAAUAUUACAUCGACUUCAAAAAAGUAG
Messenger RNA from Brassica napus (rape), 1323 nucleotides. RefSeq names its product replication protein A 70 kDa DNA-binding subunit C-like. Gene Ontology annotation, cellular component: nucleus. The record is from RefSeq and is a predicted model, not a curated record. Gene Ontology annotation, biological process: DNA recombination; DNA replication; DNA repair. Gene Ontology annotation, molecular function: DNA binding. Lineage: Eukaryota; Viridiplantae; Streptophyta; Magnoliopsida; Brassicales; Brassicaceae. The coding region runs from base 1 to 1323 and encodes 440 amino acids. The transcript has 9 exons.